AUGUCGGCACCUCACCCAUUCGAUGGAGCUAAGGACUUUGAAGUCAGAUUGGCUUCCAAGUUAGUCAAGGACUCCUACCCAGCUGAAGCCAAGGUCCACUUCUGUCGUAUCGACAGAUCGGACCCACCAAAGAAGGAUAUGAUCAAGUAUUUGGCAGCUGAAAAGGAAGGUUUGCCAUUACCCAGGAUCCCCAGAGUCUACCACUGCUACUACUGGACUGAAGAAACCCAUUUCAACAAGGCCUUGGUUAACGUUACUGCUGGUCACAUCAUCACCAAGGCUAGACAGCCACAUGGUGUCGUGGGCCCAAUCUUGCCCGAUGACAUGACUGAAUGGGAAGACCACUGCAACAACCACCCUAUCGUGUUGGCUGAGAUUGCCAAGUUGAAGUUGCCAGCUGGAUACACCGUUCGUAACGACCCUUGGAUCUACGCUACCGAUGAUCCAAAUGAAAAGAGACCUUUGAUUCAAAUGUACAUGUACGUUCUUGCUGGAAAUGGCCAUUCUGAAUCGAACCACUACUCAUUGCCUUUGAAAUUCUCGCCAGUUUUCGAAUGUUUCACCAAGAAAUUCGUUAGAAUGGAUUACUUGCCUGGUGGAUUCGAUGAAACCAUUACUCCAACUGGUCCAUGGCAACAGGUUCCAUGUGUCGAGUACCACCCAGACUUGCACGAUGAACAGAAAUACCCAAGAGAUGUCAAGCCUUUGUUGAUUUCUCAACCAGAAGGUCCUUCAUUCUCAGUUAGAGGCUCAAAAGUCAAGUGGCAAGGUUGGGAAUUCAGAGUUGCACCAACUGCUAGAGAAGGUUUUGCCAUUUACGACGUUUGGUUCAAAGGUAGACAAGUGUUUUACCGUCUUUCCCUUUCGGAAAUGACUGUUCCAUAUGGUGACCCUAGAGCUCCAUACCACAGAAAGCAAGCUUUCGACUUGGGUGACGUUGGUUUCGGUGUCUGUGGUAACGCUUUGCAAUUAGGUUGCGACUGUUUGGGAGUCAUCAAGUACAUGGAUGGUAUGGGUAUCCACGGAAACGGUGAGCCUUUUGUGAUCCCAAACACCGUUUGUAUGCACGAGCAAGAUGACGGUUUAUUGUACAAGCACGUCAACUACAGAACCGGUAACGCUGCCGUGGCCAGAAGAAGAAUCUUUAUUGUGCAAACCAUUGCCACCGUUGCCAACUACGAGUACAUCAUCAACUUCAAGUUUGUCACCGAUGGUUCCAUCGACAUUGAAGCUAGAGCCACUGGUAUCUUGUCCACCAUGCCAAUCGACGAAAAUGUCAAGGUUCCAUGGGGUACCAUUGUUGCUCCAAACUGUAUGGCUGCUUACCAUCAACACAUCUUGUCCUUCAGAAUCGACCCUGCCAUCGAUGGUCACAAGAACACCGUUGUGUACGACGACACCGAGAAACUCCCAGUUUCAACCUUGAACCCAUACGGAACCGGUUUCAUCACCAAACGUACCAUUGUUGAAAAGCCAGGUUACGUUGAACAAUCGCCAUUCACCAACAGAUCCUGCAAAGUCAUCAAUGAGAACGUCAUCAACCCAAUCGCCAAGACCCCCGUUGGUUACAAGAUUGAAGUGCCAACUAGACAAAUGUUGUUGAUGGACGACACCUCCUACAACAACAAGAGAGCUCAAUUUGCCACUCAACAAGUUUGGGUCACCAAAUACCAUGACGAUGAGUUGUUCGUUGCUGGUGAGUUCACCAACCAGUCUCAAACCGAUACUGGUUUGGCCUUGUGGGCCAAGAGAGACGAAGCCGUGAGAAACGAAGAUGUCGUGGUGUGGGCCACCUUGGGUUUCACUCACAUUCCAAGAAUCGAGGAUUUCCCAGUUAUGCCCGUCGAGAUCCACAACAUCCACCUUGUGCCUGCUAACUUCUUCGACAAGAACCCUGCUUUGGACAUCCCUACCGCCAACAACGCCUUCAACAAGAGUGUCUUGGUUCCCGGUGAAGCUGAAGAUGCUUGUUGCAAGAACAAGAUAUAA
This is a messenger RNA of Lodderomyces beijingensis, 1989 nucleotides long. Lineage: Eukaryota; Fungi; Ascomycota; Pichiomycetes; Serinales; Debaryomycetaceae. The record is from the annotation of a GenBank genome assembly.